Molecule: messenger RNA, 675 nt
Organism: Auanema sp. JU1783
Lineage: Eukaryota; Metazoa; Nematoda; Chromadorea; Rhabditida; Rhabditidae
Source: the annotation of a GenBank genome assembly
AUGAGGUUCACCUCAGCACUUCUAACCUUAGUCCUAGUCAUUAGCAAUGGAACAGCUUUACCAGAGGUCGAUGAGCCUUUGAUGAAUCGGAAGGUUGAUACAGGUUUGACCGUUGAGCAGUUUGAUGGUUAUGUUAAUUUGCUACAGAUGUUUAAAGAUAUGCUUCCGAAGGAUUUGAUGAACACACUAGAGAGUUUGAAUGGAGGAGAGAAGGGGGAAGUCAUUGCCCUGAUAACUAAUUGGUUCCAAGGAAACGUGAAGAAACCAGAAAAUCGUGAAGAAGUGGCUCAGUUUCUGAAAGAUAAUCUUCCCUCGGUAUCUACCAAGAUAGAGAAGCUCAAUGCGACAUUUUACGAAAAGUUCGAUAAACUGAAGCCAAAAACGCAAGAGAUGUUACGCUUGUGGAGAGAUAAAGCUGUCAAUAUAACCGGAAGUAGUACAGGAGAAGCUGCAGCGCGACAAUUACAGUUGAUGAGAGAAUUCGGAUUAGCUGUACAAACAUUGGACCCAGAAACGAAAGAAGAUCUUCGAAGUCAAUUUCCUACUGCUGUUAAGCUAACAGAAGGUCUUGGAUUUACAGUAAUCACAACGAUCAUGAUGAUUGGUGAGAAGAUUGCUGACAGUCUCACUCCAUUGUCAACUGUUGCACCAAUAAUGGAUUGUCCCGUUGAAUAA